CUUUGACACUGGGAUGGGCAGUGAAAGCGCUUCUCCGUGCACAAGAACAGACGGAUGUCAUUUAUGAAAUAAAUACACUGCGAUUCACCGGAGAAUGACCUAGAAAGAGAUCCGGGGAAAAGAGGAAAGGAUUGGUCGAGUUAAGAUGAGUUUGACAUCCUGGUUCUUGGUGAGUGGCGGGGGAACAAGGCACCGCCUUCCCCGGGAAAUGAUCUUUGUGGGACGGGACGACUGUGAGCUUAUGCUACAGUCUCGCAGUGUAGACAAACAGCACGCUGUCAUCAAUUAUGAAGUAUCUGCAGACGAACAUAAAGUUAAAGACCUGGGCAGUCUGAAUGGGACAUUUGUCAAUGAUGUUCGAAUACAAGAACAGCAGUAUAUGACUUUGAAAAUGGGUGACAAGCUACGGUUUGGCUAUGAUACCAACCUAUUCACAGUGGUGCGUGGAGAGUUACAUGUCCCAGAGGAGGCACUGAAGCAUGAAAAGUACACCAGCCAGCUGCAGCUGACGCAAAAGCUCUCCUCAUUAGUAGAAACCACCAAAAGUCCAGAGGUUAAAGGCGCAGAGGGAGGAAAAGAGACCAAACCCUCUGAACCACCACCAAAGGCAGAGGAGAAGUUGCCAGGUGACAUAGCUGCUCUUCACAGAGGAACCCCUCUGUAUGGACAGCCAUCUUGGUGGGGCGAUGGUGAUGCAGAUGAUGAAAAUUCUUUGAAACAUGACACAAAGGCUCCUGACCAAAGACAAGCCAGGUGUGAAACAGGCCGCAAGGACAAUCCAACAAAGCAGCAGGUUGGGUCAGGAACCACAGCACCGAACUUGGGAACCCAGGAGCCAAGUUACUUUGAGAUUCCUUGUAAGGAGACUCCACCAGUGGGGUGUGGCACAGGAGAAAGUUUUCCUGUUAGCACAGAGGCAGCAGCAUCAGCUUCCACCAUCCCAGCGCAGGAGGGUGGAGUGCCUGGACACGCUUCCUUCACUAUUGAGUUUGACACAGUGGCUUCAGGAAAAGGCAAGGACAAGGCUGUGAAGGGUUCCCAAGACAAUCGCCAACGGCCGAAAAGAGGGGGAGGGGAGGAGCUGAGUGCCUUGCAGGCUGCUAUGGUGGCAGCGGAGGUUAAGGUGGCGGACUGGCUUGCACAGAAUGAGCUGCCACUGGCCCGCUCAGAAUCUGUAGCAGAGGAUGAUGGAGACAGCGUGAAAAGUGAUGUGCCAGUGCAGCUGAAAAGCCUCAGAGGCAGCAAGCAUGAGGAUGGAACUCAGAGUGACUCUGAGAAUGCUUUGGGAGAACAGAUCAGCAGCCGAAGGGCGUUCCUGCAGGAGCGUUACAGAGGAAGGCAGGGUGUGUCAAGGACAGAAGAACAUUUUUGUGGGAGGGAAGAUCUCUUCCAGCAUAAACCAUCAUCUGCAUCUAAAAAGAUGGCACCAGUAGGGGGUGAGGAUAGCGAAAAAGCAACCCGUUCUUCACCACAGAAAGCCAAAACACCCAGACAGCAAAGCUUUGGGUCUCAAGAGACUACUAAUAAGGGACAAAUAGAUGACCAAAGCGACAGAGGGACCUACACUAUAGAGCUGGAAAAUGGCAAUGCUGAGGAAGAAGAGGCCAGACGUAUGAUUGAUAAGGUGUUUGGGGUGGAGGAUAAUCAAGCCCUGACACAACUGCGUUUCCCAAAGCACCAAAGAGAUAGAGGCACCAUCUCUCCAAGAUCUGGAACCAUGGAAACAACACAAGCUGGUUAUGUGUUACCAGAUGACUUGGUUGUAGCAGGUGGUCCAAGGUGGAUCUCACAGUGGACUAGCCUAGCUGCAAGUCAUAUACGAACAGAUCCUGAGGGAUCUGGGGCUGAACCCACUAUGCUUACCACGGAUAAGAAAGAGGACACAUCAGGACACUCAGAACGUAAGCGAAGGACCCUCCCACAGCUUCCCUCUGAAGACUCUGCUAUGGAACCAGUGGCUCCAGAAAGCCAAAGAAGACAAUUCAGGCAAACAGUGCCUCUGUCUGAGAAACAGGACCUAGAACUUCAGGAGAAAGCAGAUCAGUUUCAUAGAAUUUCCAAAACUGGACAAAGAGUGGCAGAAACAACCUUAGCAAGCAAAGACUUAGAUCGGUCCAAAGUGAGCAAGCAAGCUUCAACCAAAACUCAUGACGUGGGGUGUAAGGUUGGUCAACAAGGACCUCAAUCAAGACAGACUGUAGGGGGUGAGAAGAAACAAGAUGAUGGGAGACGGAAAAAAGUUGUGGAGGACAGGGAAAAGACUGGGAAGCCGCUAUUGAGACAGGAAAGCUUUACAGUAGAAAGACCAAGUGCUAAUGUUCCCCUGGAGCUCAUACCUUGCAUCGAUGGGCCUGGUACCUCAGUCCAGCCAAGGGAAAUGGGUGUUAUCAGUGAGGCAAUUGAUGUUGUCAAUAUGUUAAAAGACUCAGAGGCUGUAGCUUCUUUUUUGGAAACCACUCUAUCAGACCUUGCAGAUCCACCCAGCUACUCCCUGGAAGGCUCUGUCUCACCUGAAUCUGACAUUGAUACGACAAGCACUGUCAGUCAAGCUGGGGGAGAGGGAAGACGAAAAACAGCCCAAAGGAAACAUUCGUCUGGAGGUCCAGAUCGUGAUACUAAUAAGCACACCAGAGCAACUGAAAGAAAGAGCAAGACUCAGCCCGCUGGCUCAGCUGGAUCAAGGGCUUGGACGUCUCUCGACCUAACAGAUGAUGACUUAAGCUCUUCUUUUACACAAGACACUACAUCUUCCAAGAGACCACAUGGCCGGGGACAAAAUAUCAGCUCUAGGGCAGAGCCUACAGGUGGCAAAACUAGAGGAGCAAAGACAACAGUUGCUCCUGCACCGGUUACCUCUAAACCAAGCACCCAGCCCAGACCAACACGGGCUUCUCUCCUUCGCCGUGCACGACUGGGCGACACUUCUGAUCAUGACCUUGGAGAUGCCGACCGUAUGUCGGUCGCUUCAGAGGCUUCUACCGCCAGUUCUACUUCAAGACCUUCAGCUGGCCGUAGGACUCUCUCUCGGAUUGAGGCGCUUGCACAACCACGAAGGCCAAGAGUGUCUUCGCCUUCAGCUCGGAGUGAUUCAGAGGCUACAUCAGGCAGGAUCAGGGGUUUCACCCCACGCCCAGCCCCUGAGAGUGCACUGCGCCUGGGUCUCCGGUCCACAGCACCCUCUUCCACUGUGGUAGUCCCCAGAGCAAGAGCGAACAGUGCUUCCAAGUUGCCUGAUAAGUGUGCUGGUGCUCCUCAUGUACAAAGUACACCAGCAGCAAGUGGAAAAUGGCGCCGUGUACCCAUUGAAUAUGCUUCUACCUCGGAGGAUGAGUAUGGCUCGAACCGUCACCCCACCCAGCACACCCGUCUACGUCCAAUAGCUCCACAGGUGGCUCAGUUAGGGGGUUCAGCCCCUGCGACACCCAGCCCUGGUGGUGUCUUCAUGCUGCGACACCAGUCCAGCAGAGAACAGGAUGAUUAUAUGAGAGACUGGACUGCUCACAGUGAAGAGAUUGCCAGAAUCAGCCAAGACCUGGCAAAGGAUUUGGCCAUGCUGGCACGCGAGAUUCACGAUGUUGCCGGUGAGAUUGACUCUGUUAGUCCCUCCUCCGCUCCCUUGACUUCGGUUGAGGACCGUGUGUUUGAGGACGUCCUUGGCAGUGCUCCAGAAAUCAGUAGCAAAGGAGUAGAAUUAAGACCUCGUGGUGUUAUCAGCAGUCAGGAUUCUCGAUCCAUCCGCCGCCGUACCUGGAACCGUGAUGAGGGUGUACUGGACAGUUUGUUGCUGGCAUCGGUUUCCCAGCUCUCAGCAAAAAUCAGACAAGCUGUGGAAAAGACAGCCAACAAAAUCAGGAUUUUAUUCAAAGACAAGGACCGAAAGUGGGAAGAGAUUGAGAGCAAACUGCAGGCAGAGAAUGAGGUGCCUCUCCUCAAGACAUCCAAUCAGGAGAUCUCUUCAAUACUACAGAACCUGAAAAAAGUGGAACGACACUUGCUGGUGAUUGAUAUUAUCGUAGACCCUGAUGGUACUUUGGAUGCUCUGAGCAGUUUGGGUUUGAUCAGCCCACUGAUGGCCGAUAACAGAAUCAGUCCUGGCACACAAGAUCCAGCUGGCACUCAGGAUGGAGAAGGAUCGGCCAGUACCACUGCAUUACCCUCUGCAUAUUCAGAGGUCGCUGAACGAGAUCUUGGCCUGCAGGAGAAGAGCAAAGAGCAGCACACUGCCAAUACAAACUAAAUGACUGUAAAGAGUUUCUGCCGAGAUCCUGCAAUGGUUUUAAAGGCCUGAUCGACAGAGACUUGUGUGAAUAAUGUAAGGUAUGCUGUAAAACUUCCUAUAUGGCACUGCAUUUAAAAGUCUGCUUGAUAAAUUCUAUAUAUCAAUGGACGUAUUUUAAAUAAAGAAAAUAUUUUGAAAUAUAAAACAAAUACAACCCUAUAGUCAGAAUAAUUAGUACUGUAGAUGAUGCGAUUAAAGGGCACCUACUGUAUGGUCCGAUUCAGGAUUUCCUUUGGUGUGUAAGUGUGUAUUAGUACAUGUUAACCGUAUGCAAAAGGUACUAACCCCAAAGUAAACGAUGGCGCGAGUUAUUGUCUCCAACGUAAAUCUCUUUUCUUUGACUACAACAAACACACGGAUUGUAGGCAACAGUUUACUUCCUGGGAUUAGUGAUAAAGACCGACAUUAUCAUAAUUCCUCUCGCUUCGGUCUCAACCUGUAAGUUAACUCCUGUUAGCAUUGCAUUGUGAGCGAAUCUUUCAAACAUGGUAAAGAGCGUCACAUCUCCGGCUGACAGCAGAAGUAUUCAGGCCAAUCACAACGUACAAAUUAGCUGGCCAAUCAGGGACACAGAGCUUUUCAAAUCGAUGAAUUGUGUACAAAAAUCAGUGCGUUUGUACGGUAUGUGGAAAAUAUUGUGUUUUUUUACCAUAAACCAGGCGAACACAUUGUAUUAUACCAAAUACUCAAAAUAACGUUGUUUUUAGUAAUUAAAUAGGUGCACUUUAAAGUUAUUGAGCACAUGAUCAUUGAUGAGGAAGUGUGAUGUGAAGGAUUAAUGCUAUAGAUUAUCCAGAAAUGAGAUCAUACUCUUAUAUUGUCAAGUUUUAGCCAAUUUUUCUGCUUUGUAAACUGGGUCCAAAAUGAACACUUACCACAUUGCCAGAUGCUAAUAAACAUUGGCUUUGCUAAGUAAAUACAACAAAGUUACUCCCCAUUUGGAUGAUCGUUUAAUUAACACAUAGGUUUGCCAACUUUCUGAAAUACAGGACGAAAGGUGGCCUGCCUCAGCAGUGCGAAAAUGGUUUCAUGUAUACAAGGGUAGGCAACGUCGGUCCUGCAGAGUUUAGCUUCAGCUCUAAUCAAGCACACCUGACUACAUGGAUUAAAGAUUUCCGUCAAUUGCAAAAUUAUUAAAUUCACUUUUCAUAAAGAUGACGUGUAUUCACCUUUUUUAAGUGGGAUGUGAUCAAGGCCUGGAGUGGAGCCAAAUCACGUUCCUCUCUCCACUUUAAGUGUUCUGUAAUCACUACAGACCGGAUCCACUCCGGGUUUUCUGGCUGUAUCACGUUAAGCUGAGGUAAAACUUUAUUUAUAUUCAGCUAGCAUCGACAAACUUAUAAUGCAGGAAGGCUCUGAUGUUUUUGAGAUUGAUAAAGGUGUAAAAGACCAAUGGAGAAGGACUUAGCGAAAUGAUGAAGAUUGGCAAGCCUUUCAGUUUGUGGGAUAAGAAAACCAAACAGCCAGGUAAUUUACGUGUCUUUGCGAUUAGGGGUCCUGUAUUUUGGGGGUAAAUGAUUUCUCACGUACGUGAUCACCUGCGUCCCGUUUUUGACUGCUAUGCUCAUCAGGCCAAUUGCUGAUACAACGGGUUUGUUAAACUGGUGGGUAAACUUAAUGUGGUGCCACAAGAACCAAGAGGCAGAUGACAUCCAAAUCCAAAGAUUCAUUAAAGGUGGUGAUAUUCAUGUUUUCUUUUUAUAUAGUGAGUUAUUUAGCUGUUUCGCCUUCAUCUUAAAUGCCAUGCAAACUACAGCUACCUAUAUACUGUAUGCCACAGGAGACUUUAAUAUGGAAUUAAUGGCAAAAAAAUCUCCCCUUAAAAUGCUAUUAAGUUUUAGUUAAAGGAAUAUGACUUGGCCUAAAAACCAUUUCAGUCAGAAGAAUUUUUUUCACUUUAAUCCAUGCCUGACUAACUAAUCAAUGUCUAAAGUGUCACCUGAAAACUACAGACAGCCAAAGUUUUAUCAGCGUUGGAACUAAAAUCUGCAGGACAUUGGCACUCCAGGACCGACGUUGCCUACCCCUGGUGUAUACAGUCAGUGUAUUUAAGCCAUUUGUCAAAUGAUUAAAUAAUUAAAUGAAGAGUUUAGUUGCAAAACGAGAUAAGUCCGUUUUUUUAAUUGUUCAUAAAUCUUGUUUUUUGGUUGUGCUUUCCAAUUAACAUCAAUUCAACUGCAGUUGGUUUAUUUUGAUUAACUUAAAAAAUACAGCUAAGUAGCACCAUAAAACAAAAUAAUAACAUGAUAAAAUAAUAAUAAACAUGUUUUGACAAAAAUGUAAAAAAAAUGGAUUUAUCUCGUUUUGCAACAAAACUCUUCAAAUAUGAAUUGAUAACUCUUAUGCCUUGGCAACCUACGGUAGGUUUAUUAAUAGUUUGUUAAUUUCAGCAGGUAAAUUACAACCCAGUCCAUAGGUAAUUGAUCCAUUACCUUUACUAUCUGUCUAAAACAAAACACUUGUGACUCUUGCACUAAGGGUAAAAAACUUUAUCUCCUUCAUGUUAAUCUAACGUGUGACACCUGGUAGAGGUGUUAGUGAGAUCCGCAGGGGGUGCUCACCCUGUGGUCUGUGUGGGUCCUAACACCCCAGUAUAGUGAUGGGGACACUAUACUGUCAAAAAGCACCGUCCUUCGGAUGAGAUGUUAAACCGAGGUUCUGACUCUCUGUGGUCAUUAAAAAUCCCAGGAUGUCCUUUGAAAAGAGUAGGGGUGUGCCCCGGCAUCCUGGCCAAACUUGCCCAUUGGCCUCCUAAUCAUCCCUCAUACUAAUUGGCUAUAUCACUCUAUCUCCUCUCCACUAAUAAGCUGGUGUGUGGUGGGCGUUCUGGCGCAAUAUGGCUGCCGUCGCAUCAUCCAGGUUGAUGCUGCACAUUGGUGGUGGUUGAGGAGAUUCCCCCGUUCAUAUGUAAAGCGCUUUGAGUACUGAGAAAAGCGCUAUAUAAAAUGUAAGGAAUUAUUGUGUGACAAACUAAAACUAACAUAGAUUCUGUGAGCUGUAGUUUUUUUGGAGUCAACAGAGCGUGAGAUUUCCCUAGCAAAAGCUUUGGGACAUUUCAGAUAGAGGCGUUAUAGGCAGGUCUGGAUCAGCAAUCUCUUCAGAAUUGAGACCGAACUUUGUAACUUUGCAGAUCUUUACAUGCACAAACAGCUAAAUAACCCACUAUAUAAAAAACAAAUAUGAAAUCGAAUUGGUUGACCCUCUUAAACGUAUAGUAAUUGUGCUUGAAGGGGGUCUGUGAUUGGAUUAAAGGUGUAAGAGAUCAUUCUCAAGUGUCAUGUCAGCAAUGCUGCUUUUGGUGGCGCCGUAAGAAUUGACAGGUGGAUGACAUCAAAGUACAGCGAGAGCAUUUCAAUAGCAGUCUCUUUUGUAUGAUGUCUCAGAUCGCUCUAGUGGGAUUUUAAUGUUAUUUGCCACUUAGUUAUGGUAGCAGUCAAAAAGCAGGGCACUAGACUUCCCGUACAGGACAAAUAAAUUAGGCUCAACAUCCGUGAUGUCCCGGUUUAUACGGGACAGUUGGCAACCCUAUUGACACACAACAAAUGGUUCAAAUCACCAGCUGUUAAAUGAACAUAAAACAAACGUUGUGCCUCGGUGGAAAAUUUACUACCUAAAGUUUAUCAAGAACGUCUAAAAAACAGAGCGGUCAUGAAGUAUGUGAAAUAUUUCUUGCAUUAAAGCAACACUAAAGAGUUUCUGCUCAUUGCUCCCCCUACAGGUUGGAAGCAGAAUUGUCCAUUACCACUGUCGUAAAUAAUUUAGCCUACUGCAGCAAAGCUGGCUCUGAUUGGAUUGUAGGUCUGCUGUAAAGCAAGUUUUUGUAGUUUUCACUCGAACUACAGGACCGCGACUCGACGGCUGGAAACUUCUUUAGUGCGGUUUUGGCCGAUAGAGGGCUGCAAAGCGAAUGUGAAAGUGCCGUUCACCCUGUUUCGAGUGGAUGAACAACUGAAACGUUUUUGUGUCCAUGGCACGAAAUUCUUUUUUUUUUUGUGCCUUGAGCACGGCUUUAUUUUUCUUGUAAUUUUAUGUAUUGUUUUCUCAUUUUGUCUAUUUUUAAAUCAUCACGCUCGGGGGCUAGAUUUGAGGUUUGGGUUAGGAUGUACUUUUAUGUAUUGGUUUCUACAUGUUUUUCUUCCGCUUUUAAAACUAUUCCCGCCUGGAGUUGGGGUUAGAGUUGGGGUUUGGGUUAGGAUGUCUGAAAAUGUAACAGAACCCAAGCGACAAUGGUAAAAAAACAGAAAAAAAAUUGAAAACAAUACAUAAAAUGACAUGAAAAAGAAAGUCGUGCAACGGAGACGAAAAACUAUUUAUAGAAAUUUGUGCGAAUUACACGAAAAAGACAUUCGUGCUCAAGGCAGGAAAAAAAGCUACAUUUCGUGCCAAGGACACAAAUAAAUGUAUCAAAUUUUGCGUGACUAAAACAACUUUUUGUGAGAUCAGUUUGGGAAAAGCUUAGUACAUGCACCAAUUAUAUGUGAAAUAUAAAUAAAAAGUGCUCUGACAACGAAUUAAAUGUUUUUCAAACUACAAUACUAAUGUCAUGCUAGAGGUGCAGACUAAAGAAAGUUUGUUGAAAGUGAAAAUUAAAACUUAAAGGUCUACUGUGUAGAUUUUAAACGGCAUUAUACCCCUCCCUUUCGAAACGCAUAGAGAAGCUACGGUAGCUGCCACAGGACAAACAUGUCAUCGUCUGAGAUAACGAAGUGACAAAACGCGCUCUGUAGAGCAGUUUGUCUGUUUAGGGCUACUGUAGAAACAUAGCGCGCAAAAUUGCAACUUCCAUGUAAGGGGACCCGCGAUGUAGAUAAAAACGGCUCAUUCUAUAGUAAUAAAAAGAAUACAAUUAAUUUUGUAAGCUCUUUAUACUAGGGGUGCUCCGAUAAAUCGCCUGAUGAUGCUUGAAAAAAGAGGAGGCAGCCUUUUUGGGCUUAACUUCUAUAUGUUACAUUAGUAAUACGUUUGCUUAUAAUGUUGAUUUAUAGCCGCAGCAAAUUUAGCUGCUUGUGCUAUCGUGUAUUAUGUUAUGCUAUCUGUCGAUUUUCUGUGCUUUUCACUACAUCUAUUAUGUAAAGCUGCUUUGAUACAAUUACCAAAUUGUGAAAAGCGCUAUAUAAAUAAAUAAAAUUGAAAUUGAAAUUGAAAUGCCCUUACAUCCAAAUGCCAGAGGGCGCUCUUGUGCAGAAACUCAAUGUGCGCUUCAGACGAA
Messenger RNA from Paramisgurnus dabryanus, 9488 nucleotides. It is a transcript of the gene cep170ab, whose product is annotated as centrosomal protein 170Ab. Gene Ontology annotation, cellular component: centriole. The record is from RefSeq and is a predicted model, not a curated record. NCBI's taxonomy places the organism in Eukaryota, Metazoa, Chordata, Actinopteri, Cypriniformes, Cobitidae. Gene Ontology annotation, molecular function: protein binding.